Messenger RNA from Anopheles cruzii, 6896 nucleotides. It is a transcript of the gene Gyf, whose product is annotated as GIGYF family protein Gyf. Gene Ontology annotation, molecular function: protein binding. Bases 1 to 6216 code for a protein of 2071 amino acids. The record is from RefSeq and is a predicted model, not a curated record. NCBI's taxonomy places the organism in Eukaryota, Metazoa, Arthropoda, Insecta, Diptera, Culicidae. The transcript has 6 exons.
AUGGGUGACGCGAUCAACUUUGGACCGGCGUGGUUGCGCAAGGUUGCGUUUGACUCCAACACCAAUAGUAGCAACAACAGCAACCAUCUAAACAAUACCAGCGGCAGCCAUAGCAACAGCAGCGGUCAGGCGCUCAACAACAGUAGCAGCAGCAGCAGCAGCAGUGGCGGUAGCAUCAACAACACCAGUAACACCAUCACCACCCUCGUCAACAACAGUGGCGGUGGUGGUGGUGUUGGGCUUCACCAUCAGCAGCACCAUUCGAACCACCAGCAUUCGCAGCAGCACCACCAUGGCCUAUCGCAUAGCGGCAGCGGUAGUGCUAUCGGUGGUGGGGCUGCUGCUGGCGGUGGCGGCGGAAUAAGCAACUCGACUUUGUCGGCCAGCGGUGGUGCCGGUACUGCUGCUGCUGCUGCUGCUGCUAAUAAUGGGGCGCCGACAACCCGAUACGCGCUGGCCGAGUUCCGCUACGGACGAGAAGAGAUGCUGGCAUUGUUUGACAGCAAAACGCUCAAAGGUCCGGAGAUACUGGUCAACUACAAGCACUUGUACGUGGAAAAGGUGCAACCCCCACUCGCCCUGACGCCCUGCCCGGAGGAGGAACUCGCCACGGAACCGGACUCAAGACGCAUUUGGCAAUCGCGAAGUAUUUCGAUGGGAAUACCGAGUCGCGGCGGUGGACGCGGUGUCUCAGUUGAUCGCGGCCGUGGCCGAGGACGCGGCACCUAUACAAGCUACACUCGGUCGACCUCUUUCUACGAUGAUGAAUCCAGGGGUGCAGGAAGAGGGGAACGGCCAUGGCUGGAGCGUAACGGUAGUGCCGGUGGAAGUGGUGCGCUGGGUGGUGGAGGUGGAAUCGGUGACAUCGAGUGGAACAGUUCGUCAUCGAGCCCGAGGAAAGAUUACGGCUCGCGGAUGCGCUCGUCGGCCGGUGGUACCACGGAGAGCUGGCGCCGUUCGCGUACCGAUGACGAUAACACUAGCAACGGAAUUGGUGGCGGUGGUGAUUGGCGCUCCGGUGGCGGCGGCAGUCUUGCCAGUGGCCGCGACAAGUGGUGCCGUUCGACGAGCUGGCGCGACGAGGACGGUUCGUCGCACGGGUUGCUCGAGAGAAGUCUCAAUAGCAGCAGCGAGCGCAUGAUCUCUGUACCGGCGUACAAAUCGCGGCUAUCGGGGCCCGGUCACGGCGAGCUGAUCGGCAGCAGUGCAUCCGGUGGUCACUUGUCGGGACCGGAUAAGCGUCGCGCGCACUACGACGCGGAUGAGCUGCCCGAGUGGGCAACGGAAAAUCCGUGCGACUUCGGUGGGAGCUUCGAUGCAACCGGAGCGUUUCAUGAUUCCGAUAAUGACACGGAAGGGGCCCCCAAUACUGCUGGUGGCCGGCUCGAUGCAUCUGACAAUGGAAGUAGCAGUCGCCGCCCGGCAUCACAAAAAACGAAGGAUAGUGAACGAUCGAAACCGCGGCCCGCGGAGAGGCGCCUCGCUGAAAGCGGCAUUCUUGUUGGGAGUGGCACCGUCCGAGAUGACGCGGCGACGAGCUCUACUUCCGCAUCGUCUUCGUUGUCGUCAGCAUCGGGCGCCAAGAGUACCGGCGGGGCCGAGUACGGUCAUGACAAGGACCGAACGAUUGACGAUGAAGAAUCGAUGAAUCACUCCGCCGACAAGGUGGUAGAGGGACUGCAAAGUGACAAUAAUGGCAGCCAGACAGCGUUCACGGCAAGCUCGACCGCCAAUAGGCAGGCCGGUAUGGAGCGCGAAAACCGGGAAAAGGAUAGCACUACGAAGAGAGAUUCCCAAGCAGAACGAACCAGUGGGGCAACUUCGGAAGUUUCUUCCUCCGUCAAAGACCGUUCUGCGUCAUGCGAAUCGAUCGAAUCAGCUGUAUCGGAAACCGGUGCUCUCGGUUCUCCCGCGUGGGGCAAGGCAAACGAACUAUCUUCGAACGGUGCCAACGAUGCCACUGGUACCGAGAGAGGAAACGGUGACAAUGUACCGCAAGCCACCAGCAAAAGUCAGCCGGCAUCAUCGUCCACGGAGAAUGAACCUAAAAAGUCUCCCUCCAGCACGAGUGUCGAUCGGAUGCAGGAGGUUGCCGACGACAUGGUGGCACAACUGAUCAUGGACGAUGAGUUUCUCAUGACCGACGGUGAUCCGUCUGCAGGCGUCAGCGGGCUGGGAGGGUCUGCAUCCGCAGCCAGACACGCUGGGUUAGAAAAGUCGCCCGUUUUCGGAAUGUCGUCCGUAGGUGGACAAGUGUCAGCAGCAGCAGCGAUGGGUAUGGCCGGUAGUGCUGCCGGUGGUCUUCCUCUGAACAUGGUCCUGCCGAAAUCGCCCAUGCCCAUGCCACCGAUACUGAACCACAACGUUCAUCGAGUGAAUGCGCUCCUGAUGUCGUCGGAUGUUAGCAGUCGACUGCACGGCGGUGGUGGUGGCAGUGGCGCUGGAGGGCCUGGUGCACCGGGGAUAUCGCAGUUACAUCAUCUGAUGGGAACGCCAGCACCGGGCACAGACGUUUGGUACUAUCGCGAUCCGCAGGGUAAGGUUCAGGGCCCAUUUCCGGCUUCAGAAAUGACCGAAUGGUACCGAGCCGGAUACUUUGACGAUUCGCUCUCGGUUCGUCGAGCCUGCGACGAAGUGUACACUACGCUUGGCACGCUGGUAGCACUUUGUGGAGGGUCCAUUCCGUUCCUCAACUCGAUGACUAUACCACCGAUCAAAACCAGUGGCGGCUCUAACGGAACUUCCGGAAUAAAGCAAUCUUCUCAGCAACAGCAAACUUCCCAGCAGCAGCAGCAACCAGGGCCUGGAACGCAACCAAAAGCGUCGGGAGGUAACGUUUCCGGCGUAGUUCAACCGUCACCGGUGAACCAACCUUCCAUGGGUGGACCACAGUCCGGCCAGCCAUCGGCGAUGCACACGUCGGGUCAAGGUGGUGCUUCUUCAGCUGGUAUGCCGGCACCACCGACAGAGCAAGAGUUGCAACAGAUGAAACGGCUACACGUGAUCCGACAACAUGGUUUGUUGAUGCAGAAGUUGCAAAACUCGGACGGCUGGCACUUGCUUUCGCCGGAGCAACAGAGCGCCAUCGUUACGCAACAAAUGAACCAACUGAUGAGUGCCGACGGUAUGUUGAUGUCACCGUCACUGCCGGGUCACCAGCAGCAACCGUCGGUGGUACCAUCGCCCGGUUCGAGCAUUUUCAGUGGCGGCCCCAGCAUACCACCACAGGCUGGUCAGGACGCGCUAGUCAAUCUGAAGCUGCGAGAUAUUCCACCACAUCCGCAGCAGCAGCCGCCGCAAUCAUCUCAACUGCCAUUGCUGGAGCAGCUCCAGAAGUCCGGUAACCACCAGCAUAGCAACUUCUUGAAACUGCACAUGCCAGAGUUUGGGCAACCACAACAGGUGCCCGGUGCACGGCCGAUGAUGAAUAUACUGAAUGCUGACUCUGCAGCGGCAGUCACGGGCGGUCACGAUCCGCUUGGGCAGCUGAUGCAUGGCAUCAAUUUUAAUCAACAACCACCAGUACAAAACCUCGGGCCACUGGGCCCGCCCAAUCUAAUGAUGAAUCGCGGCGGAUUGACCAUGCAGCCGCCACAACCGACACCUCAAUCACAACAGUCGCACCCGGCGGGCAAACCGACGGUGGAUAACGAUCCGAUUCAGUCACUGUUCAUGCAGCUCUCCAUGAACAAGAAUCAGCAACAUCCACAGCUGACGCCACAUCAGCAACAGUCGUCGAAGGCAGCUGCAGAACUGAUAACACCCUGGCUGCACACGACGGCAGGUCAACAACAAUCGUCGCAACCCCCGACCAGCUCUGGUGGCAGCUCUGGUGGUAGUGGUGGAAUGCCAGGCGUAAUGGCCAGCGUUCCCGGAGCCUCUGGGCCUGCUUGGGGUGAUUUGCCACCUCCGCCAACGAGUGCCUCAUUUGCAUCUUUGAUGCAACAACAGCAGCAGCAGCAGCAGCAGCAACAGCAGCAACAGUCUCAUCUUCCACCGGUCGCCGGUCAUCCGCUUCUGAUGAACAGCGGUGGACCGUCGAAUGAACCACAGGCACCGUCCGUGGCCUCGCUUUUCAAGCACCAUCAGCAAGUCGAAAAGCAGCAGCAGCUGGAAAAGGAGCAACUGUUGCAACAUCAGCAACAUUUUGCGCAACUGCAGCAACACCAACAGCAGCAGCAACUGCAAUCUGAAAGUGAAGUGCUCGCUCAGCAGAAACAGCGAGAACUGCAGCAGCAGCCGCAUCCUCCGCAACAUCUGCAGGAUCAGCAUCAACUUUUGCAUCAGCAGCAGCUGCAGCAGCACCUUCAGCAGCAGCAACAAUUGCAGCAACUGCAACAGCAACAACAGCAGCUGCCACACCCGGAAGAGGACCGUUUCAAUCAAAAACAUCAAACGAAAGAAGAGCAAAAGAAGGAGCUCAUGAGUGGACAGCAGCCACUGCCGCCGCCACCGCCGCCGCAUGCCGGGAGCAGCAUCGUGAAGAAACAAAACAACAAACAACUUAAUCACGUCGAUGUUGAUGAAAAGGCAACUUCGGACUCGUCGUUAAGUGGACAGCAGCAGCCGGGCCAGCAGAAAGCGAAAAAAGCAUCGAAAAGCAACAACAAUGCCCACGGCAGCGGCGGUGCCAGUAGCAGCAAUGGUCACAAUAAUUUGGUGAACGAAAGUGAAACGGAAUUCUUCUGCGUGAAGAAAGAAAUGGAAGAAAAGAAGCGCUUGAAGGAGCUGAAGAAGCUGCAGCAGGAGGAACAGAAGCGCAAGCUGGUGGAAGAAAAAAAACGCCAAGAGGAACAGGAUGCUCAAAAGAAGGCCAAACUGUUGGAAUCGCAGCGUCGGGAGGCGAUCAAAAUUCAGGAACAGCAACAGCAACAACAACAACCAUCUCACCAGCAGAUGGCACGAGCCGCCAGCAAGCCUGCUCCGUGGUCCGCAGCAGUGGCCGAGGUCGCGACCAGUGGUCUCAGUUUGGCCGAAAUUCAGAAGGCCGAACGCGAGCGGCGCGCCCUGCUGGCACGCCAAGAACAGACCAUGCGCGAACAACAGGAGCAGCAGCAGUUGCUCGUGCUACAGGCACAGCUGGACAGUAAGCUCAAAUGGGAUGCUCAUCUGGUGCCGGCCAACGUGAAGCCAUUGGCGGAAAUACAGGCGGAAGAAGCUGCGGCCGCUGAGCGUGCACGGGAGAAGAACCUCAACGUGGCGGGGCUCACGGUAGCGGCCAUUGCUGCGCAGCCGGCAAAGGUUGGCAAAAAAGAUGAGGCAUUGACACUGGGAACGGCGGUGUGGCAAGGCCAGAGUGGCAGCAGCUUGCUGUACUGGAACUCAGGCAAACCGUGGGGUGGCGAAGGAAGCAAUGAAGGAACGCCUUCAUCGUUCGCCACUGCCAGCCCGAUGAGCAACAACAUCAGCUCCGGUGGCUUCUGGGAGGAACCGACACAGCCGACCCCUGUUGCUGCCGUUGCCGUUGGUAAGGGUGGAAACCAUGCUCGUAAGACGCCGCAAACCCAUGGCUCGACCACGACUGUCGCUGCACCUGGCAAGCAACAGCAGCAGCAACAGCAGCAGCAGCAGCAGUUCCUGAGUAAAAGCAAGACCAUGGGCAGCAUUUCAACCACCUCUACGUCGACAGUUAACGCAGCCAGACAGCAGCAGCAGCAACAGAAGCAACAGCAGUCCGGCGGAUUGGUCAAGGGAGGAUCGUCGGCAGCCGGAGGCGUCGGUGCCAAACCCGGCAAGACUUCCGCUGCAUGGGGCAGCGGAGCUGAUCGUAAAGAGGACCGUAAAAAUCAGAAUGAGCAAAGCAAUGAGUUUACCAGCUGGUGUUCACGUGCGCUCAGCUCGCUGAAUAGCAAUGUCGACAUUCCAACAUUUGUUGGUUUUCUGCAGGACAUCGAGUCACCGUACGAGGUUAAGGAAUACAUCCGUGUAUACUUAGGUGAAACAAAAGAGUGUUCUGAAUUCUCGAAGCAAUUCCUCGAGCGACGCUCCAAGUACAAAAAUCAGCAGCGCCAAAAGAAUGCCCACAUCGAUGAUAUGUGCAAGCCAGCACCGGCUAUAAAUCCAUCAUCGAACGAUUUCCAAGAAAUCAAAGGUAAGGGUAAGAAAAUUAAGAAAAAUAAAAUGACCAAGCUCGAUAAUCGAAUUUUGGGCUUCUCCGUCACGGCGGCACCGGAUCGACUGAACGUUGGCGAUCGAGAUUACGGCGACAAUGCUUAAAGUAACAGUGAACAGUAGUAGAUGGGAGGCGAAAGCCGCCGAAUCUGAAGCAGACACUUUCAAUGAGUUUAGGGAAUCGAUAAUAAACGGAAACGAAUUGCAACGAGGAAGGAACACACACAAACAUGGUUAAAGUUAGAUUGGCGGCAUGCUUUUUGGAACGACGCACGAUCAAUGUGAAAAACAGAAAACGAGGGCAAAUUGUGCAUAAAAGAAAAAGUUAAACAAUAUCUCUGUAUAAACCUGAAGUGUAGACGGGGAAUGAUGAAUUUUGCUCUGUUUCUGUUCCUCUUUUCUUUCGGAAGUGCAAUGAAAUGAAAGUGUAAUGACGAUGAUCUUCUUUCAUUGCCGAGCAACGUUUGCAAAUAAUGUUAUUUUUUUGGAAACUGAGAGAAUGCCCGCGAGUUACGAACAUUGAAAUUAUGGAACCUUUGUUCUCGAGAACAUCAUUCAACCGCCAGAACAGCUGAGUUUUGUGACAUUUGUUAAGGAUUUGAAAGCUUAUUCGCGGCACAAGUAGUACGAACCGAAAACAAACACGGGAAAGUUCAUCAAUUGCAAUCCGUUGUGAUGUUUCAUACUGCCACCAACGAAAAAAAAACGAAGAACAAAGGACGUACGCAUGGCCAGUGAGCAUCAAGGAGGGUUGGUUGGUCUUAAAAUUGAUCGUACAAUUGUUA